Messenger RNA from Misgurnus anguillicaudatus (oriental weatherfish), 2148 nucleotides. The record is from RefSeq and is a predicted model, not a curated record. NCBI's taxonomy places the organism in Eukaryota, Metazoa, Chordata, Actinopteri, Cypriniformes, Cobitidae.
UAUUUCGAUAAACUCAAACGCAACUUUCGUAAUUCGUACGUGCCAGUUGCAAUGCGUUCUGUAAUCGUAGUUUGACAACAGUUGAACUUGAGCUGCAAGUGAAUAUUCCACUGAAGUUAUCUGGAGUGGUUCCCUAAACUCACCCUGGACCUUUGCAAUGGCCUUUGCAAUACAAUUACGCUUUAAACAUCUGACACAUUUGUUGCCAAAAGGAAGAAUAUCUGUUAAUAUGAGAAGUGUACUUGGGUGUAGAGUCUCUCUAAACUCGACAUCAGCUGUGUCUCGACACAGACUAGAAGCAGACUCGUAUAAGACACGUUAUGUUUCUUCAAUUUGUGUUUCAUUGAGCAUAUCAUGCCAGCAGCCAGUAUUCAAAACAGUAAUCCCCCACACUUCAUGUUUUCGUUCUUUUUCGACAAAUCGGCAAUUAUCAAGGGAGAGCCAAAACAAUGAGGCUUCCUUUAUUAGUAAGACACAAGUGACAUCAUCCGUUCUGGACGGGGAGAUAAUUGGCAUGGCCAUGUGGUCACUAGGCCUUGGCGCUGUGGGUGCUGCCAUUGCUGGCAUAAUACUUGCAAACACUGACUACCUGCUGACCAAACCAGCACCUGCUACACUGGAGUACUUGGAGAAUGUUGACCUCAGAUCCAUAGAUGACGAUGAGAAGACUCUUAAAGCUAAAAGUCUCUGGGAGAAAUCUGGUGCCGUGAUCAUGGCUGUACGACGACCUGGAUGAUUUUUGUGCAGAGAGGAAGCCUCUGAGCUGUCCUCUCUGAAACCUCAGCUGGAUGAGCUCGGGGUCCCUCUGUAUGCGGUUGUUAAGGAGAAAAUGAGUACAGAGAUUCAAGACUUCAAGCCUCACUUUGCAGGGGAAAUCUUUUUAGAUGAAAAGCAAGCUUUUUAUGGGCCACAGCAGAGAAAGAUGGGUGGGCUUGGUUUCAUCCGUUUGGGGGUUUGGCAGAACUUCAUAAGGGCAUGGAAGUCAGGUUAUCAGGGCAACAUGAAUGGAGAAGGUUUCAUCCUUGGAGGAGUGUUUGUCAUCGGAUCUGGCAAACAGGGGGUUCUUCUAGAGCACAGAGAAAAGGAAUUUGGAGAUAAAGUCAGCAAUGAGUCUGUUUUGGAGGCUGUUAAGAAAAUUGUAGUAGAAAAGUAGGUUGAAAUUUAUUAGACGCAAAAGUUCACUACAGCUGAAGAUAAGUUCUCCUGUGUACUUGAGUCACAAUUCAUAGACAUAAACCUCAUCAUGCCUCAUUCCUCCUACUAAUGCUGUGAAUCAAGACAAACACUCAGUUAUAUAGGUACUUGGCAUGGAUUAGUAUACAUUAAGAAUUAAAUGACAAUGCCACAGAUUAGCUUGUAAAGUAUUUUUGUAGGCCAACCUGGAAGAUCGCGGGAUGCAGGUUCCCUCACUAAAAAGACCAUUCAUUUUUCUUAUAGACUUUUGGAUUAUCGCAAAAAUAUUUACAAAAGUUUAUGACACUUUACAGCAAGAUAAUCUUCACAGAUAUACAAAAAUUUUAUGAAAUGCAUUUAGACUCAUAAAACUUUCAAAAAAGUUGUGUUCAUCUGUGAAUAUUAUCUUGCUGGACAAAAAGAUUAAUUGUUUAUUUUUGUUAAACACAAGACCUUAUUUUUUUGCGAUAAUCCAAAAGUCUAUGUGAUUAAUGGCCUUUUUAUGUGAUUCUAGGUGAUUAAUGGGCUUUUUUAAAAAUGAAUGGGCUUUUCGGGGAGUGAACCAGUGUCCAGUUCAUUUCUGGGGUUGGCCUACAAAAAUACGCCAUCCCUGCGGCACUCUAUUUAUGUGGCCUCAUUAAAAUGUGCACUAAGAAUAAUAAUAAUAUUGUGUAACUGAGCAAAGAACAAGAAUAAUAAUAUUUGUUGUUGUUGCACUUUAAAAGUAGCUUGUCAGGAAUCAUUGCAUGAUUGUUUUUCACUGCAUUGGAUUUCUUUGAUUGCCUGCUGCGCUGUACUGGUGGUUUAAUGGUGGUAUGUGUAUUAAUGAUAGUCUGACUCUAAACUCUAUGUUGGGUGAGCAGAUUUGAUGCCAACACAUAUUUACAUACCUGCUUGUUUGGUCAGUGAGCAGCUAAAGGUUUCAAGGCAGUGGAGAUUACAAUGAGCAAUAAACAUGCUACUACAUCAAACAAA